Messenger RNA from Salvelinus namaycush (lake trout), 729 nucleotides. Its product is annotated as apoptosis-associated speck-like protein containing a CARD. Gene Ontology annotation, biological process: regulation of apoptotic process. Lineage: Eukaryota; Metazoa; Chordata; Actinopteri; Salmoniformes; Salmonidae. The transcript is spliced from 4 exons. The coding region runs from base 20 to 427 and encodes 135 amino acids. The record is from RefSeq and is a predicted model, not a curated record.
CAAAUAAGUCUGUUGUCAGAUGAUCAUGAGAAACACAGGGGUUGACAUUGAGAUGAAGUUAAUCGGGGAUGAUGAGAGGACAGUAUGGAAAUCAGUGGUAUCAAAAGAUGUGUACAGCAACGACUCUCAUCCAAUAUCAUUAAUACUCCUUGGGAUUCCUGCUGAGGAGUUUCUGAAGAAACACAGGCCUGAACUCAUUCAGCGAGCCAAAAACCCAAAGCCAAUAGCAGAUGUUCUGCGGUCAAAGGGCAUGAUUGGUGAUGAAGAGUACUCCAGAAUAACAGCUGAAACAACUGAACAGGAGCGAAUGAGAGAACUACUGAAUGCAGUCCUCCCUAAAGGACCAGAAGUGAUGGGAGCUUGUCUCAAAGCUCUCAGUGAACAUGAACACCAUCUUGUUAAGCACUUGAGUGAAUCUAGCACCUAAUCUGAAGAUGCUGAGGCCUGUCUCUUAGUCUGUGGACAAAGACACUUACAUGAUUGUAAAGGAAGACCCCCCUGAAAUGGACACAAAUUAAUGGGAACAUAUUGGCACUGUACGAAACAUAUGCACGGUGUCCAAUACCACUCAAAUGUACGGCAUUUCAUUCAAAGCUUAUGUCAUAAGGCAAAUGCCAAGUGUCAUACAGCAAAAAUCCAAAAGAUGGCGAGCGCUCUCCACCGUAGAUUUUCAUAUUGCAAAUGCAUAUCAAGUCAAGACCCAAGAGUCAAAUUUAGAAAAUUAGAUUU